AUGUUGGCUCUAUUAACUCGUCAUUUACUCAGCACGCCUCUCUCCUCAGCUGAAGGAGCGUUCACUGAGACUUGGCAACUAUUCACCGAGCCUCCACUCUUGCCUUCAGCUUCCCCAAUCACACUUCACUUCUCUGGAGUUUCUUACCGAAGUGAUGAGGGAAUGAAGAACCAGAGAAGCAUUGUUGAACAAAUCCAGCGUCAGGUUACUGUUGAAAUAACAAGAGAAGUUGUCAAAGAUGUAGUGAAUUCCAUCGCUUGGAAAAAACCCUUAAUACACUUGAGAAAUGGUGAUAUGACUGUCAUGAGGUGUUUUGGAAAGUACAAUCCAGGGGUAAUAUUAUGCGCAUUAUCGUUAUCUAAACUUAGGAUGGAUAUUCAAAUGUUUAUCUUUAGUAACAUGGAUGUUCUUUGUUUUUUAUUAUUUUAA
Messenger RNA from Rodentolepis nana, 429 nucleotides. The record is from the annotation of a GenBank genome assembly. NCBI's taxonomy places the organism in Eukaryota, Metazoa, Platyhelminthes, Cestoda, Cyclophyllidea, Hymenolepididae.